AUGGGAGGAAAAAUUAUUAGCGAAGAGCUAUAGUAGUAAAUUAUUAAUGGUGGUUUUUUAGAAUGCAAAGACUUUCAUGAAGGAACCUGCCUCUAAGAAGCAUUACUUAGAUUUGUAACUGUCAUCAAGAAUUCAUAUAAAUAUUAUAUUCCUAUUCAUUUGAUUCCUUUGCUCAUAUUUAAACGCAAGAAAUUAAUCAAGGAACCUAUUGCCACUAUUAGACAUGCUUUGUAUAACUAUAUAAAAUCUUUAUGUUUUAUGGGAAGUUAUGUAGCUGUGUUAAAAUACUUCUUAUGCAAGACUAAAAACUGGAGAAGACGUAUUGAUGGAUGGAACCCUGCUAUUUCAGCAUUUAUAGCUGGUUUCUCAGUAACAUUGGAACCUGAAAACAGAAGAUCUGAAAUUGCCCUUUUCAUUAUGCCUCGUUUCUUCGAAACUCUUUGGAACUGGUUAAAGAGAAGAAGAUUAGUUGCCCCUAUCCCUGGUGGUGAACUUUUAGUAUUUGCCUUUGCUAUGGGAAUUAUUAAUUAUUUCUAUCAAAUGGAGGAAAACGCUAUUAAGCCUACUUAUUUAGCCUUAUUCAAAAGAUUCUGGGGAGUUAAUUGA
Messenger RNA from Tetrahymena thermophila SB210, 606 nucleotides. RefSeq names its product transmembrane protein, putative. The record is from RefSeq and is a predicted model, not a curated record. Lineage: Eukaryota; Ciliophora; Oligohymenophorea; Hymenostomatida; Tetrahymenidae. The transcript has 6 exons.